UGAAAUGUUGACCCGUACAAGUAUUGCCUGAGGACCCAAUUAGUGAGUGUAUUCAUUUGGAAUCGUGGCCUAUGACCUUGUUGAAAAUCACGUUUCUUUUAUCGAUUUAUCCAAACAUUUAAAUCCCAUCAAAUCCUCAUAAGAUUAACUAAUUGUAAGUUUUGGAGGAUCGCAUGCUUGGUUUUCCCAGGAUCAGUUUGACCAACGUGUUUACAGCACUAAUCACGAAGGAUUUACCAAGCUCAGUUGCAGUUGUUUCUGUAGUUCACAUGUAAAUAAUGUAUCGUUUCAGUUUAUUAAGUGUUUGUGUUAUUGUGUGCUAUUUAUCUGCGGAUGCAGCUUCUAUACAGAAGAGGCAUGCCCAGUCAUCUGACCUCGCUGCUGCUAUCCUUGAACGACCAGGAUUAUUAAACCUGGCAACCAGACUACACAAUAUCGCUGGAAGCAUUCUCGAUCGAGCCCAACAGAAUCGGCCGAAUCAUGGAUUUGGACCACCCCCACCGGGACCUCCGGGCCAUUAUCCUCCGCAUCCAGGAUUCCAAGGGCACUAUCCACCUCCACCUCCACCUCCACCCCCUCAUGGAGGUUAUCCUGACUGGUUUGGCGGACAUGGAUAUCCUGGAUAUGGACCUCCAGGUUUUGGGCCGCCGGGUGGGCCCCCGCCACCUGGAGGUCCGGGUUGGCCCCCUCCAGAAUAUGGACCUCCACCACCACCUCCUCCCCCAUAUGACCCAUACGGACCCUAUCACGGUGGCAAUUUUCCACAACCGCAGCCAGAAGAUGAAGACAAGAAGCUGAUCUCGGGUUAUUUCGAUGGAAACUUCCCAGUGAUAUUGCUUGAUCAGGAAAAUGAAGUUCGAAGAUAGUUUGCUGUGCAGUCAAUAUUAAAUCAAUUUUAAUUUUAA
This is a messenger RNA of Dendroctonus ponderosae (mountain pine beetle), 905 nucleotides long. RefSeq names its product formin-like protein 20. Bases 279 to 866 code for a protein of 195 amino acids. NCBI's taxonomy places the organism in Eukaryota, Metazoa, Arthropoda, Insecta, Coleoptera, Curculionidae. The record is from RefSeq and is a predicted model, not a curated record. The transcript has 4 exons.